Molecule: messenger RNA, 843 nt
Organism: Colletotrichum abscissum
Lineage: Eukaryota; Fungi; Ascomycota; Sordariomycetes; Glomerellales; Glomerellaceae
Exons: 1
Coding region: 1-843 (280 amino acids)
Molecular function (GO): nucleoside triphosphate diphosphatase activity
Source: RefSeq, a predicted model, not a curated record
AUGGCCGACGUAAAGACCUCCUCCGACCCCCCACCCGACUACACAAAGGCCACCGAGCACCUCACCCGGCCACGAGCACCCUCCGCCGCUGCCGGCGGUCCCGGCGGCCCACGAGGGCCGCUGCCCCUCAACCUCCCCGUCCUCUCCUACCUCAAAACCAAGCGCGUGAUCCUCGCCUCCGCCUCUCCGCGGCGGCGCGCCCUCCUUGCCCAGAUCGGCCUCAAGGACCUCGAAAUCACACCCUCUACGAAGCCCGAGGACCUCGACAAGUCAGCCUACGGCCCUUACGAGUACGUCUCGGCCACGGCCCGCCAAAAGUGCCUCGACGUCUACGAGACGGCCCUGCAGACGCACCUCGCCUCCAUCCCGGACCCGGACCUCGUCAUCGCCGCCGACACCGUCAUCGUCACCCGCGACGGCCGCGUCCUCGAGAAGCCGAGGAGCGAGGCCGAGCACAUCAAGAUGCUGCGCCACCUGCGGGAUACCCGCGUGCACAGGGUCCUGACGGCCGUGUGCGUCGUCGCGCCGCGGGAGGACGCCAGGUCGCCGGGCUACGAGAUCUGCCAACACACGGAAGAGACCAAGGUUUACUUUGCGCAGGAGGCCAACGGCCUGCCGGACGACGUCAUCGAGGCGUACGUCAAGACGAGGGAGGGCGCGGAUAAGGCGGGCGGGUACGCCGUGCAGGGCAUGGGCGGCAUGUUGCUCGUCGAGAAGAUUGAGGGCAGCUUCGAUAACGUGGUUGGCUUGCCGGUGCGGCAGACGCUGGCGCUGGCGGAGAAGGCCAUCUUCAAGCAGGAUGAGGAGGAGGUCGCAGAGGACGAAGAAGAGGACCUGAUGUGA